AUGAACACCAAGCGGAAGAUCAUCUGCUUCUCAGACUUCGACGGCACCAUUUUCAUGCAAGACACCGGUCACAUUCUCUUCAAUACCUUCGGCUGUGGCAAUGACCGCCGCGAGAUCCUCGACCAACAGAUCCACAGCGGAGAGCGCUCCUUCAAGGACGUGUCGGAGGAGAUGUGGGGCUCGCUUGACGUCCCCUUCGACGAUGGCUUCGAAGUGAUGAAGGGCGCGCUCGAGAUCGACCCGGACUUCCAAACCUUCCACCAGUUCUGCCUCGACAACAGCAUCCCCUUCAACGUCAUCUCCGCCGGCCUGAAGCCCGUCCUCCGCCGCGUGCUCGACCACUUUCUAGGCGAGGAAGCGUCCUCCAACAUCGAAAUCGUCGCCAACGACGCCACCAUCUCGUCUGACGGCAGCCAGUGGAAGCCCGUCUGGCUCCACGACACGGAGCUUGGCCACGACAAGGCGCAGUCCAUCAACGACUACCGGGCCGGCGCCAAGCUCGAGAGCGAUGACGGCACCAUCCCCAUGAUUGUCUUCAUCGGCGACGGCGUGUCGGACCUCCCCGCCGCGCGCGAGGCGGACGUGCUCUUCGCUCGCCGUGGGCUCAGGCUCGAGGAGUACUGCAUCGAGAACAAGCUGGCGUACAUCCCGUUCGACACGUUCGCGGACAUCCAGGUUGAGGUCACCAAGAUCGCGAAGGUGGACGAUGAGAAGACGCAUGGCAAGGGCCUACCGUCGAACUUCAACCCGCGGGCGAAUAUGUGGAGGCGCAUGUCGAGCAAGACGAAUGUGCCGAUGAUUGCGGCGAUGACACCACGAGAGGAGAGGAUGAGCUUGUGGCCGGAUAUGUUUACGGAGCUGACGACUAUGAAGGAAAAUACCUUGGUGGCUCCAGCUGCUUGA
Messenger RNA from Mytilinidion resinicola, 903 nucleotides. Its product is annotated as 2,3-diketo-5-methylthio-1-phosphopentane phosphatase. The coding region runs from base 1 to 903 and encodes 300 amino acids. NCBI's taxonomy places the organism in Eukaryota, Fungi, Ascomycota, Dothideomycetes, Mytilinidiales, Mytilinidiaceae. Gene Ontology annotation, molecular function: phosphatase activity. The record is from RefSeq and is a predicted model, not a curated record. The transcript is spliced from 2 exons.